Choloepus didactylus (southern two-toed sloth) is the source of this 2634-nucleotide messenger RNA. RefSeq names its product hydroxysteroid 17-beta dehydrogenase 13 (gene HSD17B13). Bases 127 to 1029 code for a protein of 300 amino acids. The transcript has 7 exons. Gene Ontology annotation, molecular function: oxidoreductase activity, acting on the CH-OH group of donors, NAD or NADP as acceptor. Gene Ontology annotation, cellular component: lipid droplet. NCBI's taxonomy places the organism in Eukaryota, Metazoa, Chordata, Mammalia, Pilosa, Megalonychidae. The record is from RefSeq and is a predicted model, not a curated record.
GACUUAUCUCUGCCAGUCCCAUUAGCAAGUGGGACACAGCUCUUCACUGGAGCUCUGUGCAGAGGACAUCUCUUUCCCAGGACUGGCAAGGACUUAGCCGGAGUUGAAGAGUAGAUAGCGGGAGCCAUGAACAUUGUCUUGCAUCUCCUCCUUCUUCUGAUCACCAUCAUCUACUCCUAUUUGGAGGCGCUGGUGAAGUUUUUCAUUCCCCAAAGGAGAAAAUCUGUGGCUGGGGAGAUAGUUCUCAUUACUGGAGCUGGACAUGGGAUAGGCAAGCUGACUGCCUAUGAAUUUGCAAAACAGAAAAGCAGACUGGUUCUGUGGGAUAUUAAUAAGCACAGCGUUGAGGAAACUGCAGCUCAAUGCCGAGAACUAGGGGCCACCACGCAUGCGUUUGUGGUAGACUGCAGUAACAGAGAAGAGAUUUACAGCUCCGUAAACCAGGUGAAGAAAGAAGUGGGUGAUGUAACCAUCAUAGUGAAUAAUGCUGGGACAAUAUAUCCAGCUGAUCUUCUCAGUACCAAGGAUGAAGAGAUUACCAAAACAUUUGAGAUCAACAUCCUCGCACAUUUUUGGAUCACAAAAGCACUUCUUCCACCAAUGAUGGAGAGAAAUCACGGCCACAUUGUCACAGUGGCUUCAGUGUGUGGCCAUGGAGUGAUUGCUUAUCUCAUCCCAUAUUGUUCCAGCAAAUUUGCUGCUGUUGGCUUUCACAGAGCCCUGACAUCAGAGCUUGAAACCUUGGGAAAAACUGGUAUCAAAACUUCGUGUGUCUGCCCAGUUUUUGUGAAUACUGGGUUCACCAAAAACCCAAGCACAAGACUGUGGCCUGUACUGGAGACAGAUGCAGUUGCAAGAAACCUGAUAGAUGGAAUACUUACCAACAAGAAAAUGAUUUUUGUUCCAUCAUAUAUCAAUCUCUAUCUAACACUAGAUAGAUUUCUUCCUGAACGUGCCUUGGCAGCUAUAAAGGAUAUACAGGAUAUUCAGUUUGAAGCAGUGGUUAGCCACAAAACCAAAAUGAAAUGAAUAAAUGAGCUCGAGCCAGAGAUGUAUGUACCAUAACGAUGUGGAUCUAAGUUGAGAAUCAAUGUUCCAAAGCUUUCUUUCACAUUUUUCAGUGCUGCUAGUAUUAAAAAUACUGGUUUGGCAUUAGCCACAGUUGAAUGAAUGAGAUUAAUUACCUUGUCUUUCCAUUUUCUCAAGAAAAUUAAGGUAGAUUAAUAGUCAAAUCCAUUUUUAUUCUGCCUCUUAAAAACACCUAUGCUUACACAAACUCAUUUAAACUGUCAUAUUUUCUUUAAGAUAUUUUAUUUCAAUUCUUUCUGUUUAAAAGUAGACAACGGGUACCUCCCUGAGAGUAAACACAAAGAUUAUUUGCACAGGGAACAUUUGAAAGUUUUUCAAAGUAUCUUUCCAACCCAUAGCCAAGCCACAGAACAUCAGCAAGUACAUAGUGUGAGAUGGCAGUUAAAGAUCAAGAUUAAACAGGCAGCUGUGUUCCCAAGGACACAGGUUACUUCUAGGUUAGUGAGAUUCUGAGUUGAGAAGCUUUCUCCAGCCUCUUCCUUCUUCAUUAAUCCAAACUAAAGCCACUCUAUUCUGCACUUAAUUACCUGAUUCUGUCCCUUGUAAGUCUUAUGUCCACCAAAAAUGGACCCUUAUGUGCCUCCUCUUUUUAAUAUCUCUUUAAAAAAACUAUUACAUUAGAAAAGGUGACUCUAUCUUGAAUCUCGGAGUAUUCAAAAUUUAACCCCAUGAUUACCUCUCUUUUUUUUUUAAAUAGUUUGUGUUGUCACAUGUUGUUGGUUCCCGAGAUGUUUAGACAGUUUUGAGGUUCAGAAAUUAAAGCUAACACAGGAAAAGACCAAGGCAGCUUAACACCUGUCAGAGGAGUCACUGGAGAGAGGAACGAAAAAAAGAGAAAAAUCUGGGGCUUGUUUUUUUUCUUUCUUUGAUAGAAAAAACAAUCUUUCUCCUACUAAAUUUGGUUUGUAUAUUUUGCAUAUAUACUAUAGAAUAUUCUUGCAUUGAUUAUCUGCUUGUUCUUAUUAAAAACAAAUGAUAAAACAAAUGACUAAAAGCAAAUAAUUAAUGAAAACAAUUUAUUUAAAACUAAACGAUAAGUAUAUUGGUAUUCUUUUUAAAAAAUAACCUCUGUAAUUAUAAAAUUAAAAGUUUUGAUUUCUAAUCUAUGAAUCUCCAUGAGUCUCUUUCAGGAAUCAAGGAUUCAGAUGAUACAUUUCAAUCUUGCAGAUUAAACAAGAUUUGGGGUUCUCUAGGCUCUGGUUUCUUUGACUAUGAAAGUAUAGGUUUCUCAGCUGAAACUGACCAAGCUGUUUCUUUGUGUUGCCCUGAGCAGGGUACUAGUGUGUUGAGAUCUUUUUCUAGUUACUUGGCAAUAAUUUUUCCUGCAUGAUAUUUCUUUAAUUUCUUGCCUUAAGAAUUUUUUAAGUGAAACCUUAAAAUGUAUUCUUUUAAAUGUGUGGCUACAGAAAUUAAAAACAGAAAUAUAUAAAGUGGCAAAUGUAAGCCUACUCCCCACAAUUCCAUUCCCCAGAUGUCAGCAUGUUAGUGUAUAAUCCUCUGGUCUUUUUAAAUACAUAAUAAAAGCUUAUGUAUAACAAAUGCAAA